AUGGAAGAAAAUUUAUUGAAUGAACUGGAAAAUUUCACAUCUAUCAAAUACCUGGAUGACGUUACCAAUAACAAUUGUUGCAAUGAUGAUGAUCAGGAUAAUUCGCUAGCUCAUCAAUUGGCGAUUAAAGAUCGACAAUUGAUCUUAGCAGCCAAAUGCGGAAAAGCUUUACUAGAAGAAAAAGAUGAACUUGAGCGACAAAUAGAACUGAUGAACAGAGACUAUCAACAACGAAUUGAUUUACUUGAACAAGAACGACAUGAAUUACGUUUACUUCUUGAACAAGUCCAAAGUGAAUGUGAUACAAAGGUAGUUGAAACGAACGAAGAUAAAUGUGAAUUACGUCGUCAGUUAAAUGAUCUACGUCGUGAACAACGAAUGCAUGAUGAACAGCAAACACAAGCAAUACGCGAAUUAACAGAAAUCAAUCACAAACUUUCACAAGAUUUUCAAGUCGGUUGUACAAAUGAAUCAAGAUUACAAGAACAAUUAAGAUUAUUACGACAACAAGCUGAUACUGCAAGUCAAACAAAUACCGAGCAGACACAAGACUUAUCAAAAAUAAAACAACAGUUCGAUAAUCUCCAUUGUCAAUACUUGCAACUUGAACUUGAUCAUCACUUACUACUCGAAGAGCAUGACACAUUAACACAUAAACUGGAUGAAUGCCAACGAAAAUGUAUUAUAAUUGAAGAUGAAUGUCGUUCAUUACAAGAUAUUAAAUUUCAUAAUGAAAAAGAAUUAAAUGAUGCACACGAAUUAAUUCACCGUUUAUCACAGUGUAAUCCGGAAAAUCGUGUACCAACAUCGUUUAUGCAAGAGCUACAAGAUGAUUUUGGCGUAUGUCCUAAUAGUAAUGCUCCGUUCAAUUCAACUGUUAUCGAUGAUGAUCAUGAUGAUAGCACUGAAGAACAUGAAGAUUGCCAUAUGGAUGAGGAUGAUCAUGAUCAUGUCGUUGAAAUAGCUCAAACACAAACUAAUGCAUCUAUCAAUGAAAAAUGUCUUCUAGAUGAAUUUCUGCAAACAGAAGAAUUUAAACGUGAAAUUGUUCUUGUGUAUAAACAAUUACGGUCUCUUUGCUUGGAACUAAUUUAUAUUCAUACACACACAUACUCGAGUAAUCUCUCAACAUCAUCAUCAAUCAGUGAUACAGUUGAUAAAGUAUAUGAUCGUUUGAAAAAUGGUUGUCUAAUCAGUAUAUUAUUUGAAUUGAAGAAUUUAAUAAGAGACAUGAUUGAACAUGAAGAUAUGAUUGUAUGUAAAAAUGAAAAUAAUACUUUACCAAAUACAAAUACAAUAAUACCCUCGCCAUCCAUGGCAACAAUAAAUAGUUAUGCAUCAGCUUUUGAUGAUGUUAAUCUAUUCAUUUUGUCCUCUAGCCCAAAAUUUCGUGGUGAACAAGGAAUUGAAUUUAUUAUAGCAUCACCUAAACAAAGAUCUGUAAAUACAGAUAUUGAACGUGAUGAACGGUUACCAACUAUAUGUUUUCUGUCUCAAUCAUCAUCCAAUGUUCGACGCAUAAAUAAUGGAAAUUUUAAUAAUCCAAAAUUUUCAUUGGACGAACAAGAUGCGAUUUAUACGAAAGCAAGUCACGACAAAGAACAAUGGUUUACAAGAUGGGCAGCACAAAACAAUUAA
Rotaria socialis is the source of this 1638-nucleotide messenger RNA. Lineage: Eukaryota; Metazoa; Rotifera; Eurotatoria; Philodinida; Philodinidae. The record is from the annotation of a GenBank genome assembly.